AUGAGGUAUACGACCGUAUUUUUUACUCGUACUGCGAAUUAUGGAACUACACAUAUGAAAGAUUGUCCAAUAUUAUCAUUUGUUUUACCGCUACUGUUCGAAGGUAGUGAUGAUGAUUAUAUGAAAGAAACAAAUGUCUUUAAUCAUUUAUGGUUCACAAUAACCAAUGAUGGUUUAAAAUCUAUAAGAAAAUUUUCUGAUUAUACUGUUAAAAGUGUAAUGAAUGAACAAUUAAAGAGUCAGUCAACAUCAUUUCAAGCAUUACCUACAUAUUAUUGUGAAGAUGUAUUUUCAUUACUACAAGAAUGCAAGGUCGCAGAAAAAUGA
Molecule: messenger RNA, 327 nt
Organism: Rotaria sp. Silwood1
Lineage: Eukaryota; Metazoa; Rotifera; Eurotatoria; Philodinida; Philodinidae
Source: the annotation of a GenBank genome assembly